Boleophthalmus pectinirostris (great blue-spotted mudskipper) is the source of this 4412-nucleotide messenger RNA. It is a transcript of the gene ralba, whose product is annotated as v-ral simian leukemia viral oncogene homolog Ba (ras related). Gene Ontology annotation, molecular function: GTPase activity; GTP binding; GDP binding. Bases 210 to 833 code for a protein of 207 amino acids. NCBI's taxonomy places the organism in Eukaryota, Metazoa, Chordata, Actinopteri, Gobiiformes, Gobiidae. Gene Ontology annotation, cellular component: plasma membrane. The transcript is spliced from 5 exons. The record is from RefSeq and is a predicted model, not a curated record. Gene Ontology annotation, biological process: Ras protein signal transduction.
CAUGUGUAGUUGUGCUUCCGGAAGGUGGGGUUUUGUUUCAGGAGGAGCGGUUUGCUUUGGAGACCCAAUGCCUCAAUAUGCGCUUUUAAUGCGGCACAGCUCGAGAUAGUGUCAACCGGGAGAAGAAACACACUCCUGCAUUUGUUGUGUAGGUGACUGGAGGAGCGUCUUAUGUGUGUGAUAGUGUGAAAGAGACAGAAGAAUCCAAGAUGGCGACCGGAAAGAAUAAAAAUCAGAGCUCGUUGGUGCUGCACAAAGUGAUCAUGGUCGGGAGUGGAGGAGUGGGCAAGUCUGCUCUCACGCUGCAGUUUAUGUACGACGAGUUUGUGGAGGACUACGAGCCCACGAAAGCAGACAGCUACAGGAAAAAGGUGGUGCUGGACGGAGAGGAGGUGCAGAUCGACAUCCUGGACACGGCCGGACAGGAGGACUACGCUGCCAUCCGAGACAACUACUUCCGCAGCGGAGAGGGCUUCCUGCUGGUCUUCUCAAUCACAGAGCACGAGUCCUUCACCGCCACUGCUGAGUUCAGGGAGCAGAUUUUGCGAGUGAAGGCUGAAGAGGACAAGAUCCCCCUCCUGGUGGUGGGAAACAAGUCUGACCUGGAGGACCGGAGGCAGGUGUCUGUGGAGGAGGCCCGGGGUAAAGCCGAAGAGUGGGGUGUCCAGUAUGUGGAGACAUCUGCCAAAACUAGAGCCAACGUUGACAAGGUGUUUUUUGACCUAAUGCGUGAAGUACGAGGCAAGAAAAUGUCCGAAAACAAAGACAAAAACGGCAAAGGAAAGAACAAAAAGAACAAGAAGAGCUUCAAGGAAAGAUGUUGUUUACUUUAAGCUUUUUUAAUGGACCUUAACAAAUCACAACACACACCUGUGGAGGACAUGCUCGCCCAAUCAUCGUCAUUUAACCUUUUUAAAGAUGCACUGUGUAACUUUUCUAAGUUUGCGCAGCUCCUUGUCUCUGUGGAGAUGUUAUUGUUUUGCCUGGAAUGUUUCAAAGUAUGGCAUUAAACACAUUUAUUGUACAGUUAUUCAGGUGUUCUUAUUGCCAAAACAGAUUCUGGAUAAAGUGCAUACUUACUGUGAGUGGGAUCUCCACAGAUGUGACUUGUAACUUGGCUUAGUGGUGCCACGUCCACCUCUUCUCUGUGGAGAUAAUAAUUUUAACACCAUACUGUAGGACAUUUUUGGGAAAAACACAAGCAGCAACAUCUCCAUGGAGACCAGCAGUUGGCUGAAAAGUUGCAUAGUGCACCUUUAGCAUAAGCUGGUUCAUGGUUUUGUAUCUAUAGAGUGUUGUCUACCCCUUUCUGCCAUUUUUGAAUCAAAUUUCAGCUGCUCUUUGAUGACCAUUCUGACCUGGAUUGCUCAUUGUUAGUCUACGGUCAAACUGCUACUGACACUAAGACCCUUGCUGCUUGUACAUGAAUGUUUUAAAAGCACAUAUUUUUUAUGUUUGUGCAACUUAUCCACAGGAAAAUUGGGAGUUGUUUGAAUUGCCUGUCAGAAAUAGAGAGAGAAUUAUGCUUUGGUGUUUGUUUUUUGUAAAUGACUUUGCUCAAAUCCAUAGCAACGACAAGCAGCAGAAGUCACAGUCAAUACAUUUGUCGUUAUUAUUUCAAUGCCAUACUAUGGACUUGCAGCCUUGUAACCAGGUGAAACAAUAAAAUCACUUGUUUUAUGCAGUGCCAUAUGCAACAAAAGUACAAUGUGAACUUGCAUGAAGGUUUGGAGAUGCUCUCAUCCACUGAUCUACUUAUAGUUACUGUCUAAAUCCUCUCAAAAUCAACUAAAUGUUUACUCAGACCAGAACUGUCCCACCCAUACCCCUAGACACUGAAGAAUGAUCUACUUUUUCCAUUCUAGAGUUCACUUUAUAGCACUACUCCUCCUUACCACCAGGGCUGCAGCAUUUAGACAAAAUACAUUUUUAGUCAAACAUUAAAAUCAUAAUUGUUGUCUGGAUUACAGGAUUCAUGGACUAGAUGUUAGCAUUAUUACAUCUAAAAGUCAAAAAAGAAUAACCUAUUUCAGAUUUUCAUCAUUAAAACACUUGAUUUGUAAAUAUUCUAUAUCUAGAAACCUUGAGUCACCAUACUUUAUUUAUUUGAUUUAAAUGUGUUUUGAAAAUCUAAAUUUACAAUAAAACAAUUUACAAAGUACAACAAUUGUUAACUGCAGUCCUACUUACCAUCUAGAGGUUAUAUAUUUUUAUGUGUAUUCUAUUGCCAUAAGAGUACUGUUUUUGCAAAAUGCCUCAAAAGAAAAAUGUAGUAUAAUCUGUACAUAACAUUUCGUAGCAAGGGUCUAACUCCAAUCAUGUCUAUUCCUCAACUCUGCGAUACUGUUGGGAUUCAAAUUACAAAUGUCUACCUUUUUAUCUUUUGUUGAUUUUAUUGUAAAUCUACAGCUGAGCCCUUCUUAUUUUCUGUUUGUAUCUAAAUAUCUGUUGUCUUGUUCAUUGAAAAAGUCAAACCUCAGUAUGUAUUAUAACUGGAACAUUCCUCUGUAACAUUAGUAAAGUGUAAUUAAUUUUAAACACUGCCAUAGGAGCACACUUUGCCAAACAGGGUUAUUUAGUAUUCUAUUAUUUUUUGGCCUUGAGAGGACAACUGGUGCUUAAUACAUACAACUAUUCCCUCUUGAACAGUACACCACUGUCUGAGUGUAUUGGUGUUUUAUAUUGCUUGUCUUUUAAAUAGGGCUGCACAAUAUUGCAUUCAAUAGCUAUUUAGAAUUUUAGACAUUUUCAAUUACUUGUAUUGAUUAAACAUUUCCAUCAGUUUAGGGUCUACUUGAAAAUGUAGAACUACACAAACUAAUCUUUCCUUCCUUCUCAAUCUUCCUAGUACAGAAUUAUAUUAUUAUUAUCAGAUGCCCUUCCUGGUGUAACUCAGUAGGCUCUAUUCACGCUUACAAACCAGGAAGACGUUUGGAAACAUGUGAUGACAACUUCCGGCAGGCUCUGUUUGCCGCAGUAAGCCUGACAAAACGUAGGAAAAUGAGAAAUUACCCAGGUUUCAUCAUCUACAGGUCAUUGUAGCGUUCUGUUAUGUUUGACUAAUGAACAAUUACAACCAUAUCUCAGUUUUCAUAAUUCACAACUCUGAGCACACUGGGUACAUUAGAAGGGCCUCCAUAUUCAAGAUUAUUCCAAACAUGUGUGUACAAUCCCUCAGUCAUCCAGGAAGAACCCAUGGCAUAAAGAGAAAUUCAAUUUCUCAACUCGACAAAAGUGUAUUUGGUCAAAUGUUUCACAGCUCAUCCAAGCUGCUGCUCCUUUUGCCAUGGAUUCUGCCUGGACAACUGAAGGAUUGUACACACUUCUUGAAAACAACUACAAGCCAACCAUCAUUGGACUGGUAACUGAAGAAGCAGACUGCAUGAGCUGCAAAACGUAUUCAACCAAAUAAACUUUUGACCAAUUGACAAAUUCAAUUUCUCCUUUUUGCCAUUUAUCCAAACUGCACAUAGGUAUGCAGCCUUCAGUUUACCACUGAUGACAUUUACUUCAAUGGGUUUUAUCAUGGUCGGUCGGCGAGUCCAGUAUCAGUAACUAACUAAAAAAUAAAAGUUGUCAUUGCAUGUUUCCAAAAAUCUUCCUUGUUUGUGACAUAAGCGUGAAUAGAGGAUGGAUCUAUUAAAGCAACAUAGAGCCUAGGAAUAGAGCCUAAUGAUUCAAGCUUGGGACCAGCACAAAUUGCAUAUUGGCUGCCUGGUGACCCCUAGUGGUUAGAUUAUGCAAGUUUUUUUUUUUUUACUCUUGCAGUUAUAGUCCACAAAUAUACCAACACAUAUGAUAAUAGUAAUUGAACAGGUAUUGCAGAUGAAUUCCAAUCAGAAGAUCAUGUGAUAAUACAUUUGUUAUAUCAUGCUGACUUUCAUUUAUCAAUGUUAAGUGGCUUUUAUUUUAUGUACAUUUUUAUUUGUUAUCCUUUCCUAUAACCACUGUUUGUUUUGCUCUUGUCACAACUCCUCCACAUCUUUUAAUAUAAGGCAGGUGCUGACAAUCCAGGAAGCCGUCAUGUCUCCUUUACAUUUUGAUGGCACACAAACCACUUAUUUUUCCCUUCACAAAACAUGCACUACAUUGCCAAUGCCUACGAAAUGGGAUUUGCUAUGCUAAAAGUCAAAAUGCUGAAGAGUUGUAUACGUGCCAAGCCACACAGCAUAGUGAAAGACGGUUGUUUUUAAAAUGGUUGUGUGCUAAAGUCUGCUACUUUUUUGUGUGUGAGCUGCCACCAAGGGUCUAUUAACUGUCAUUUGUGAAAAUACUUUGAUAAAUAAGAUGUCUCUAUAACACUGCCUAAAACCCUUUUUUGUAAUUUGUCCUUCCAUUUCCUUUGACUAUUGUGAGUAUGCUUUUACCUCUGGGCUGUGAGGAUGAUGCGAAAUAAAUGCUUUUUCUUUGUA